This is a messenger RNA of Clunio marinus, 246 nucleotides long. The record is from the annotation of a GenBank genome assembly. NCBI's taxonomy places the organism in Eukaryota, Metazoa, Arthropoda, Insecta, Diptera, Chironomidae.
AUGUUUUGUGUUCAAUUAUCAAGUAAAGCUCGAGCGUUCAUCUCGACACAAAUGCAACGUCAUGUUGUGAAUCCUUCGCCGAGGCGUCUAACUUUACUCGUCUGGCACAAAUUCAAUGGAAUUAAUUUUUUAUGUCUUUUGCAAUUGCAGAGAUGCAAAAAAAAUAAUUUAACACAAAUUAAACCUUCUGAACUUUGUGGUUUACAUUUAUUCACUAUAAACUUAAGAAAACUUGUCAAACCCUAG